Messenger RNA from Sorex fumeus (smoky shrew), 2150 nucleotides. RefSeq names its product kyphoscoliosis peptidase (gene KY). The transcript has 10 exons. The coding region runs from base 1 to 1905 and encodes 634 amino acids. The record is from RefSeq and is a predicted model, not a curated record. Lineage: Eukaryota; Metazoa; Chordata; Mammalia; Eulipotyphla; Soricidae.
AUGGCGCUGAACAAGGACAGCCCGAGCGUGGCCAUCGACAUGCUGCUGAUCGUGCAGCCGGAGCCGCGGCGCGCCGAGCCGCCGGCCGAGCCGGGCGCGCUGCAGCCGCGCCCCGCAGGAUUCCAGAGUGUCACCAGUGAAAUCCGGAGAUGGCAGAGAUUGGAAGGAAAUGACCCACAUGGCACGCAGGUGACCGUGGAGAUCCACUCUCGGGACACCGUGCCCCAGUUGCUGCAGAAGUUCUCCUUGGCCAAAUGUUUACACAGUGACAAAAACGGAAACACAAGGCCCCGGCAGCCUGGAACGAAAGACGCUGUGGCGUACCCCUGGGACCGGUCCAGCCUGAAAUCCCUGACACUAGACCUGCAGCAGUUUGAGAAACUGGACGCCUACGCGUCCCAGGUGACCGUCAAGAGUGGCCUGAACGAACUGGUGAGUGACCUGCUCCAGGAGGCCCACAGUGACCUGGAGCGGGUGCGAGCCAUCUGGAUCUGGAUCUGCCACCAUAUUGAGUACGACAUCGAGGCUGCCCAGGACAAGAAUUGCCAGGUCUUCAAGCCCACCGAGAUCCUGCGCACCCAGAAGGCCAACUGUGACGGCUAUUCCGGGCUCUUUGAGAAAAUGUGCAGGAUUGCCGGAGUGCAGUGUCUCACCGUGCCCGGCUACUCCAAGGGCUUCGGCUACCAGAUGGGCCAGAGCUUCUCGGGGGAGUUUGACCACGCCUGGAAUGCCGUGUUCCUGGACGGCCGCUGGCACCUGCUGGACAGCACCUGGGGCAGCGGCCUGGUGGAUGCUACCACCUCCAAGUUCACUUUCCUGUACAACGAGUUCUACUUCCUCACCCACCCGGCGCUCUUCAUCGAGGACCACUUCCCUGACAACAAGAACUGGCAGCUGCUCAAGCCCCCGCAGUCGCUGCACCAGUUUGAAAACAACAUGUACCACAAGAGCGAGUUCUACAACAAGGGGCUGCUCAGCGCCCACCCGAAUGUCCCGGUGAUCAGAACAGUGAACGGGAAGGUCACCAUCACCGUGGAGAGCCGCGCGCCCACGCCCUUCAUGUUCAUGCUGAACGGCAAGCAGGAGCACGGGCUGCUGAGCCUGCGCAAGAACGGGAUGAAGCUGGACGUGUACCCCCCGACCCUGGGCACCCACAAGCUGCAGAUCUUCGCCAAGGGCCGCUCCGACGUGUACAGCUCGGUGCUCGAGUACACGCUGCAGUGCAACUACGUGGACGCGGGCGUGCGGCUGCCGGCCGAGCUGCACCAGCCCGUGGGCCCCAGCUGGCUGUCGGAGCAGCUGGGCAUCGCCAAGCCCUCGCACCGCGACCCGGUCAUCCACACGCGCGACGGCCGCUGCGCCGUCAGCUUCGGCGUGGACGAGGGCCUCAGCGUGCUGGCGUCCCUGCACGGCGACGACGGGCCGGGCACCGAGGAGACGCAGCGGCGCUACAUCUUCCAGCUGCGUCGCGAGCAGCGCACCGAGCUCCGCGUGCAGCUGCCGCACGCCGGCAAGUUCGCGCUCAAGAUCUUCGUCAAGAGGCGGCAGGACGCGGGCAACUACGCCUUCGUCUUCAACUACCUCGUGUGCUGCAGCAACAGCCAGGUCCGCUGGCCCGUGUUCCCCGAGAGCUUCGGCAACUGGGGCCCCGGCAACGAGCUGCUGGAGCCGCUGUCCGGCGUGCUCCCCGCCAACCGCAGCGUGCCCUUCAAGCUGAAGCUGCACGGGGUGGCCAAGGCCCUGGUGAAGGGGCAGGACACGUGGCCCCUGACCCUGAACAGCGACGGCUACUGGGAGGGCAGCUACAGCACGGCCGGCUGCCGGGAGGUGUACGUGAUGGUGCUGGAGAACGCCAACCACAGCUUCUACUCCUACAUCCUCAAGUACCAGGUGGGCGCCCAGUGACGGCGCCCCGGCCCCGCCGCGCUGCCCCUGCCCGGCGCCCAGCAGGGCUUUCCUCCAGCCGGCCGGCGCCCAGGGCCAGAGGCAAAGGCCCUGCGGAAAGAAAAAGGUGCUAUGUAAACCCGCGGUAUUGUGAACGCGGCCCCGCCCGGUGCCCCUUCUCGGCUCAGAGCUUCGUUGUCGAGGAUCCAGGGGGAAACGGGCUGGACGCGGUGUCCAGGGGAGGGGGCAGGAGCCCAGGAGCCCCU